Messenger RNA from Panicum hallii, 1083 nucleotides. Its product is annotated as GATA transcription factor 23-like. Gene Ontology annotation, biological process: regulation of DNA-templated transcription. Lineage: Eukaryota; Viridiplantae; Streptophyta; Magnoliopsida; Poales; Poaceae. Bases 221 to 604 code for a protein of 127 amino acids. The record is from RefSeq and is a predicted model, not a curated record. Gene Ontology annotation, molecular function: zinc ion binding; sequence-specific DNA binding. The transcript is spliced from 3 exons.
GGCCUCUCCUCCCUCCCUGGCUGCCCAACCCAUCAGAAUUCAUUCAUUUCUCUAGCCCCCCCCUUCCCUUCCCCGCAACUACUCUCUACUCUCUACUACACGCUUCCCAGAAACAGAGGAACCCAGAGACCAUACCAGGAACCAAAUUUGCCCAAGCGAUCCGGUCGCCUAUCCGGCAACGGAUCGAGCCUGUCCUUUGCUGCCGCCGGCGCCGACGCCGAUGGGUUCGGCCGAUCACAGUGAGAUCGACGGGAUCGUGGUGGCGGAGAGAGGCGCGAGGAGCUGCGUCGAAUGCCGCGCCACCACCACGCCCAUGUGGCGCAGCGGCCCGACCGGGCCCAGGUCGCUUUGCAAUGCUUGCGGGAUCCGGUACCGGAAGAAGAGGAGGCAAGAGCUUGGAUUAGACCACAAGCAGCAGCAGCAGCAGCGAUCACAACAUAAUGGUGAGGCCACAACUGAAGUAAAAGACAGUAGCAGCAGCAGCAGCGGGAGCAGCAACUUGCAGGCGGUGCAGAAACGGAGGCUCCUAAUGGGCGUGGAGGAGGCUGCGUUGUUGCUUAUGACCCUGUCUUCCUCACCCACAUCCACAUUGCUACAUGGCUAAGAACCCUACAACUCCAAACAAACGAUGUACAUACACACACAUAAACCUGCACACCCAGUACCCAACGAUUCCAAUCCAACCAUACAAGUUUCUCAGUUUAUCUUCACCUGGAUAAGAUAGGGAGGGGAGGGGCCCUAUCUCAAGAUUCUGUGAUCUUGCGAUUGGGGGGGGGGGGGUUGGUUUAGUGCCUACCUAAUGACUCCAUCCUCUUCGUUCUCCUCAGUUGCGCCGCACCAUCGUAGAUCUUGGUCAUGUCAGUGUGAAGCUUAUCUGUUCUGUGAUUUGUGGUAGGCUCCAUGAUCGGAGGUCUGUUGAUCUCACUCCCCCACACAUCUUUUUCUCCUUUUUUUUUGUUCUUUGUAUGUACUUUGAUGUUGCCCCUUUGUGAGGGAUUGACGAUCGAAAGCAGACGUCGACCCUCUUCAUUCUGAAAUAAAAAGGUGAAAGUAAUAAGAAAAGGCUUUUUAUUGUUCAUUUCA